This is a messenger RNA of Asparagus officinalis (garden asparagus), 4024 nucleotides long. RefSeq names its product subtilisin-like protease SBT1.2. NCBI's taxonomy places the organism in Eukaryota, Viridiplantae, Streptophyta, Magnoliopsida, Asparagales, Asparagaceae. Gene Ontology annotation, biological process: proteolysis. Gene Ontology annotation, molecular function: serine-type endopeptidase activity. The record is from RefSeq and is a predicted model, not a curated record.
UCCUCUUGACAGUCUUGGAUGAUAUUCAUGUUUUGUACUGAUCUAAGGAUUAUACUUAAAUAAACUAUGAAGAUAAUUCACCUGAUAAUAUGUACAUGCCAGGUGGACCGUGUCAUUAGAUACUUGAUAUUUCUGACGGAGAACCCUUAGAUUAGUACCAUGCAUGACGACAUUCAUACUUAUACUGAUCCAAGGAAUUGUUUUAAGUGAGACCAUACACAUUUGGACGAACUAAAUAGAUCGUCUCCGUAGUCGCUUGAUAGUCCAAGAGGUAGGGAACUUUCAAAUUAAAGUUAUGCUCGCUUGGAGCAUGAAAGCUUUUCAUUAAGUCGGAUCGACUCUUCACUUAAGAGGACAGAAAAGAGAAGAACCUUUGGAUCAAUAUAUUUAUCUCUGGAUCCCUUUUGUUUUACAUUGGUCCAAAGUCUCCAAUCUCUUGGCAAUGUUGUCUGUUAUCAGAAUCAGAACUAUGGUUAAGACCUUAAUCAUGUUAAUGUGGGGGGUUGUCAAACACAGCCUUUGACGUUCUCAGUUGGGACAGGCUACCUGAGAUAUUCUGAUGUGAACAUUUGAACUCAAUCCAAGAGGGCGAAAGAAAUCAAAUAUCCUUUUACAUUAAAAACUAAAGUACGGCGGUGAUGAAGCCCGGCUGCAAUAAAUCCAACCAAAAGAUCUCGUGAUGUUUCACUCGAGCGUCUCAAGCUCCUCAGAGCCUGAAACACAAAUCCCUUCACGAGUUUCAAAUGCCUCCCGCUCUCACUCUCCCUCUUCAAAUACCUCUGCCAACUCUCUGCAACAAACAGUCCCGACCCAAAAACAUCCACGAUGAAAUCCCAUCACCUCCUCUUUCUCUCCUCCUCGCUGUUCUCCUUCUUCAUCUUUAGCCAAGCCCAAGACCUGCAGACGUACAUUGUUCAGCUUCAUCCUCGCGGGACAAUGUCCUCUCUUUUCGAAACGAAACUCGAAUGGCACCAUUCUUUCCUUGAGAAAACCGUGGUCGAUGACUCCGACUCCUCUUCUCGGCUUCUGUACUCCUACGACGCAGCCAUCGAAGGCUUCGCUGCUCGUCUCGACGAUGACGAGGCUGAGGCAUUGAGAAGGGUUCCUGGUGUCAUCUCGGUUCGCCCUGAUCGACGUCUGGAGAUACACACGACUUACUCGUAUAAGUUCUUGGGGUUGAGCCUCUCACCUGGUGGCGCAUGGGAUCGAUCAGGGUUUCGGUCACGGGGUCCGUUAUCGGGAGAUUCUCGAUACCGGAGUCUGCCGGAGAGCCCGAGCUUCGAUGAUCGAGGAAUGCCGCGGCCGGCAAGAUGGAGAGUGUGUCAACAGGGAAAUUUCGGCUCGUCGAAUUGUAAUCGGAAGCUCAUCGGCGCCGUCUAUCCGAAGGUCAUGACGUCAGCGACAUACCCUCCGCCGCCGCGCUGUCAGCGACGGAAGUAUGUAUCGCCUCGUGAUGCCCACGGGCACGGGACGCACACCUCGUCGACCGCCGCGAGCUCGCAGUCCAGAAACGCGAGCGUUCUCGGGAUCGGCAAGGUGGGGGGGGGUCGAGGCGCAGGGAUGGCGCGUGCCCACAUUGCCGUAUACAAGGUUUGCUGGUUCAGCGGAUGUUAUAGCUCCCGACAUCCUAGGCGUGGGAUGGACGACGCGGUCCGCGAUGGUGUCGACGUCCUCUCCGCCUUCGCUUGGGGGUUCCCUACCUCUGUUCGAGACAGCAUCGCCAUCGAAGCUUCCGGGCUGUUGGGCGCGCGUCUGCAGGUGGUCUGCUCUGCUGGAAACAACGGCCCGAUACCAAACUCUGUCGCCAAUGAGGCCCCUUGGAUCACCACAGUCGGAGCGAGCACGAUGGACCGGAGGUUUCCAGCUGUGGUCAGAACUGGCAACGGCCAGUUACUCUAUGGGGAGUCGAUGUACCCGGGAAACCAUUUUUCCAAAGCUAGCGGAAGAGAGCUUGAGCUUGUCUAUAUGGAUGUUGGAACCAAAGGGGGUGCAUUCUGCUACAAGGGAUCUCUUUCAAAAGCUCAAGUUGGCGGGAAGAUGGUCAUAUGUGAUCGAGGGGUCAAUGGCCGAGCCGAGAAGAGCGAGGCGGUGAAAGAAGCCGGCGGCGCUGCUAUGAUCUUGGCCAAUGCCGAGAUAAACGAGGAGGAGGAUUCCGUCGAUGUCCAUGUUCUGCCUGCGACAGCCAUAGGAUACAAAGAAUCCAUCCGAUUGAAGCGGUACAUGAACUCCACGAGGAGACCGAUCGCUCGACUGAUCUUCGGUGGAACAACGAUCGGACGGUCGAGAGCACCGGCGUCCUCCCGCGGGCCAAGUCUAACAAGCCCAUCGGUCCUAAAGCCCGAUAUCAUCGCCCCAGGAGUCAACAUCAUCGCAGCUUGGCCUGAAAAUCUCGGCCCAUCAGGGAUUCAAGAAGAUCAUCGGCGAUCCAAUUUCAGCGUCCUAUCGGGGACUUCAAUGUCUUGCCCGCACGUUAGCGGUGUCACCGCCCUAAUCCGGUCAGCCCACCCAUCAUGGAGUCCGGCAGUGAUCCGCUCAGCAAUCAUGACGACUGCCGAUAUCUCCGAUCACUAUGGAAAACCGAUACUUGACAGGUACGAGCCUGCAGGAUUCUUCGCUAUGGGAGCGGGGCACGUCAAUCCUGCGAGAGCCAUCGAUCCAGGGCUUGUAUACGAUAUCAAUCCGCUAGACUACGUAAGUCACCUCUGCACGCUCGGAUACACCAAGCCGGAGAUUUUCACCAUCACCCACAAGAAUACCAGCUGCGCUGAUAUCCUGCAGAAAAACAAGUACUUCAGUCUCAACUACCCAUCCAUUUCGAUCGCCUUCAAGAAAUGGAGAACGAAGGCGGCAGUUCAGAGGACAGUCACCAACGUCGGGCCUCCUAACUCGAGUUACAUGGUUGAAGUGAGCGAGCCGAAAGGAGUGAGAAUUCAGGUUACGCCGAAGGUACUGACGUUCAAAGAAGCGAACGAGAAGAAGAGUUACAGGGUCUGGUUCGAGUCGAGGAAGAAGAAAGCAAGAGGAGUGAGCUUCGCUGAAGGGCAGAUUACAUGGAAGAAUCUCCAUCAGAAGCAGUACAAGGUGAGAAGCCCGGUGUCUGUGAGCUGGGCUGGGUAGCAAGUAGUAAGGAAUUCUCAAAGCUAGCAUCUAACUCCCAAGAUUGAUUUAUCUUAGUACAGGGGAAAUUUGCUGAAGUCAAAUAGCUUUAGGGUGAACUUAUUUAUAACCGGAUGACCUCAUAGAGUGUGAGGGUAUGCGUUCAUGUGUUCAAUUGGACGUGACUCAGAACUUUAACAAUAAAGUAAUAUAUUUCUUAUCUAUGAGAGCAUUACAUUGAUAUGAGACAAUAGAUGCAUACAAUGCUGCAAACUGAUAUCAGAACAUUGCAUUUGAUCUAAAAGUAAGGCAUAUGAAGUUCCAGUCCAUGAUUUUUUUCAGGUUUCUGCAACUUCUUGUAAGCCAGAAGCCAAGACUGUCCUUCAAGUAUCUGUCAAUAGCAAUAUUUGUUACAAUUGCCACCUCCUACAUCCUCUCUAUAUAUAUGAACCUCCAAUGUGUAUAUCACACUUGAUUCGGGCCUGCCUAUAUAAUAUCCCUGUUCUGAAACCACGGCGCAAAAUCCUUCACUUCCAAGACAGCCUGAAGGGCAAGUGACACUGUAUAGACAGACACCUGCGUCCGAAAACAAGAGACUGAACCGACAUCUUACUGAAAAGAUUAAACCAUGACGCUGUAUAAGAGGCCUGUUCUUCUUUAAUGCACAAUGCAGAGUUACCAAGCAAAAAUUUACUUGUUACCUCGUCGGAUCAAGUUUUCAAAUAAUUUCAAAAUAUUACGACGACCCUUUGCAAAAAUACUCUAAUGGAAGAAGUUGGCGAAAAACUGAUUUUGAGUUUGUGGUUACGUCCCAUCUUCCGCAGAAAAAAUACUAAUGUGGUGGAAUCAGGAGAGAUUCAAUCAUCAACAGAGCUCACAUAUAGGUCAUAACAAAUAUGUUUUCCAAGUAAAAUCUCCUCGGUAGCUG